AUGCUUAUGACGUGGAUGGACGAUGAAAACUGCAAGCGAAGGUCAGAAGGUCUGCGAUUUGUCCAAUUAAUGAAAAACAGGGCAUACCACGAUGGAAUAAAACGAGCUCCUUACGCCGCCAUGUUUGGACAUGAUAUUAAAGUCGGCCUAUCCACAUCAGUUUUUCCAAAAGAACCUAUUGAAAAUAUACGAACCGAAGAAGAACUUGAGAAAGUGGUCAGGGAAUUUGGUGUAGAAGAACAGCGUCAACAAGAACAAAUCGAAGAUCAGCCUAUGGAUCACUAUCUAUAG
Messenger RNA from Phaedon cochleariae (mustard beetle), 291 nucleotides. The record is from the annotation of a GenBank genome assembly. NCBI's taxonomy places the organism in Eukaryota, Metazoa, Arthropoda, Insecta, Coleoptera, Chrysomelidae.